Molecule: messenger RNA, 477 nt
Organism: Theobroma umbraticum
Lineage: Eukaryota; Viridiplantae; Streptophyta; Magnoliopsida; Malvales; Malvaceae
Source: RefSeq, a predicted model, not a curated record
AUGCGUUUUGUUUAUUUAAGCAGGCGUGGGUUAUUUAUCCCGGUCGUUAUUCGUGAAGUCCCCUUCUUCGAUUCUGGCUCCUCUCGAGUAUCCUCUGUAAUUUUCUUGUACUUCAUGGGAAGUUUCGAACAAUUUAAGGGAAGCGGUGCUGUUAUGGAUCAAAGUAUGGAGGAAAGUGGGGGUACUCAGCCCAGAGUUCAGUGGAAGCAAAUGGGGUAUGAAGAGAAGUCCGCGGCGGUUCAUGAAGAAAUGAAAAGAAUGAAUCGGCUUCCUGCGACUAGUACUUAUGUUACUCACCGCUUGCGGGUUCUUAAUAAAAUUCUUCAACUUUUGUCCAUUCAGGUAAUCAAAUUUUUGCUGGCUUGGAUUUGCUCUUCAUUUUUGUGGUAUCAAUGCUUAAGGAGUAACAUUGACUUGGGAAGUUGCAUGGGAGUUUGGUUGAGGAUUUGAUGCUUAAUGCUUUUUUUUUUUUUUUGG